Physcomitrium patens is the source of this 2362-nucleotide messenger RNA. NCBI's taxonomy places the organism in Eukaryota, Viridiplantae, Streptophyta, Bryopsida, Funariales, Funariaceae. The record is from RefSeq and is a predicted model, not a curated record.
GCCAGCUCGCUCCCUCGCAAUCUCCAUUACUUGUCGACCCAUUGUUACCCGUCUCAUCGGAGCAGGCGAGGCGCUUCGGGCCUUCAAUCUUUCUAUGAACUCGGUGGAUCCAGCGCUUGUUUCUGUUGAUUCAUAGGAGUUAAUCUGGUCUGUUGGAAUUGGACACAACUCAAGGGCACAUGAGUAUUAUGCAGGUCGUAACUCAAGGGGUUACUUCUAGGGAAAUGGACGUAAGCGACAUAGAGAAGGGUUUAUGCAUUUGAAACCCCUGAACGAUCCGUAGCAGUUGCCGGUUUGUGGAAUUGGCCAUGAUGGCGGUUGCAUAUACAGCAGCAGUGAUGCCAACCGCCAUCAUUAAUUCCGAGACUGCAAGCCUCAAUGUAACGUCCAAAUUGAGCGUCAGGUCAAGAAUCUGCUCCUUCGCUAAAUGCAGUUAUUCCAGUUUAGGUUCUUGUGAAUCUUUUUUGGGAGGAACAAGAAUGGCGGACAGCUCUUGGAAUUUAUUCAGCUCUGGAAAACAGAGCUCGAGGAAAAUGUUGCUUUCCCCGCGGGCUAUCUCAGAUUAUCCAGUGGGUGGCGAUGCUUCUCUAUACUCGGUCGACGCCAGUCGGAGUGUGCUUGGUAUAAUUCUAGGUGGCGGAGCAGGGACACGUUUGUAUCCUUUGACCAAAAAGCGUGCCAAGCCAGCUGUGCCGAUAGGUGCCAAUUACCGUUUGAUUGAUAUACCAGUGAGUAACUGUAUCAACAGCAACAUCAAUAAAAUCUAUGUUCUCACUCAAUACAACUCUGCAUCGUUAAACAAGCACGUGUCUCGAGCAUAUGCUACCAACUUGGGGAGUUAUAGAAAUGAGGGUUUUGUAGAGAUUCUGGCUGCCCAGCAGAGUCAUGACAAUCCCAAUUGGUUCCAGGGAACUGCCGAUGCUGUGAGGCAGUACCUCUGGCUUUUCGAAGAAGCCCAGGUUAUGGACUACGUGAUUUUGGGAGGAGAUCACUUGUACAGAAUGGACUACCAAAAGUUCAUUCAAGUGCAUCGUGAUACUGGGGCUGAUAUUACAGUGGCGGCAUUACCCAUGGAUGAAGCCCGUGCUUCUGCAUUUGGGUUGAUGAAAAUUGAUGGCAAAGGUCGGAUUUACGAGUUUGCAGAGAAGCCCAAGGAAGAUGAACUUAGGGCAAUGCAGGUGGACACAACUGUAUUGGGUUUGGAUUCUGAGAGGGCCAAACUUAAAUCGUACAUUGCCAGUAUGGGUAUCUAUGUGGUACGCAAGGAGGCCAUGGUUUCAUUGCUUCGAAAGGAUUUUCCUGAGGCGAAUGAUUUCGGAAGUGAAGUGAUUCCUGGAGCCACGAAAAGCGGAAUGAAGGUGCAGGCCUACUUAUUUGAUGGCUACUGGGAAGAUAUUGGAACUAUUGAAGCUUUUUACAACGCAAACUUAGGAAUCACGAAGAAGCCCGUUCCUGAUUUUAGUUUCUAUGACAGGAUAUCUCCAAUUUACACACAGCCCCGAUUCCUUCCACCGUCAAAGAUGAUGGAUGCUGAUAUCAGAGACAGUGUCAUUGGGGAAGGUUGCAUUAUCCGGAAUGCUGCAAUUUAUCAUUCUUCCCUAGGCCUGCGCUCAUGGGUUUCAGAGGGUGCGGUUGUUGAAGAUACACUUCUUAUGGGUGCUGACUAUUAUGAAACAGAUCAGCAACGAAGGGAGCUGUUGUCUUCGGGUGGAAUACCCAUGGGUAUCGGGAGGAAUUCUAUCGUGAAGAGAGCCAUUGUUGACAAGAAUGCACGCAUUGGGGAGAACGUUCAGAUAGUGAAUGUAGAUAAUGUUCGAGAGGCAGAACGGGAGGCAGACGGUUUUUUCAUCAGAAGUGGUCUUGUAACAAUAUUUAAGGACGCAAUCAUUCCUGAUGGAACCAUUAUCUAGAGCUGUUCCUUCACUCCUUUGCAGUUUUCUUAGAGGUCUCAGGUACACCCCUAAAGGAUGCCCUUAGGUGGAGCAAUAUGUCCCUGCACUCAGAGGUGUAGGGUGUCUUGUUCCUUCAUCGUCUCAUGUACACGGGCGUUGUGCAAGAGGGUUGUUUCUGCCUACUCGCAUUUGGCAAUUACCUCUGGCCCAUUGUUUCUCACUUCCCACGAAAAAAUGUAACGUAUUCUAGUUGUAUAGGGUUAUUCAUGGUCUAGUUCUUUAAAGGAUCUGUAAAAUAGUAUAGGUUCAAAAGGUGAUACGGAACAGUCUCCAAUGGAGCUUCCUACACUCGCAUGUUUGUAAGUGCAUCAAUCUGACCUCUCAGCAGGCUUUUGUCCCGAUGACUAAGUAUAGUAAUCAGCUGGCCUCCAAUUGAAGGCUAUUCAUGCCCUGAGGGACUAAAUUAUUUA